Molecule: messenger RNA, 1816 nt
Organism: Phyllotreta striolata
Lineage: Eukaryota; Metazoa; Arthropoda; Insecta; Coleoptera; Chrysomelidae
Source: the annotation of a GenBank genome assembly
GUGCGCAUGCGUUCCGGAUUCUCAACCCCUGCGAUCUCCGCCCUUACCAGCAGGAAUUUCGGUUCCUCCAACGCAGUGUUUUCGGCGGAAUUCGGAGCAAACGAGUCCCAUGUAAUGUCGGAAAAUGUUUUUUUACACACGAUUAAAAGAGAUGCGUCGAUGAUGUAAUUAGAAGGUGAUCGGCAGGAUGUGGCAAAAGUAAGGAAAAUCGAUGAGCCUUUUUGAGUCGCUAUCGCUUCGGUUUUCACGAUGAAAGAAAUUUAUUGCAGCCAAACGCACGACGAUUAUGCCCAAACGGACGAUCUAUCCAACUAUUUGUAUUCGGUAUCGCAGAGAUUGCCGCCCUCGAAUAGCAGCUUUUCGAAUUUAGCUGGGAUUAAUGGCGGUUACGAUCAGAUCAAGUAUCCUGCGGCGAAACAAGGCGAUUGGGACGUGGAGAACAACCAGGAGGCCGCCUUGGAAAAGAAAAAAGUCAAAGACACGACCACAUCGUCUGUAUCGACUUCUAGUAUCAGCAAAUCUUCUUUGAGGAAUUUCGAAGAUUACCACGCAGUUAACACUUGCGUUUACUUGCACAAUCAUACGGCGGUCAUAAUAGAAAUGGAAGACAUGGAUUCAACAGCUGAACAAUUAUCAGAAGUGCUGAUGAGUAGCGAUGAAUUAGGGAUGAACAAGCAGCUAUUUUCCCAGGUGUUCACCUUGUGGAUGGUCAGUCCACUUUUAGAACUUCAACUUAAACCUUCGCAUAAACCUUACGACAUUAGAAAACGCUGGAAUUACCUGCUUGAACAAUACAGUCACGCUUCCUACUACAGACAACAACGAGACGAGUGUAGAUUAAUAGUACAAAGAAACGUGUUCUUCUCCCAACAACUCGAAGAAAAAAUUAAGGAUCAAAAAAUUAUAGAGCUGUUAUACGAAGAGGCGAGGCACAACGUCCUGCAAGGCAGGUAUCCCUGCGAAGAGGUCCACUACAUCAUGCUGGGGGGCAUACAGGCGAGGAUCGAGCUGGGGCCGUACAAUCCUCAACAGCACACGAUUCACUUUUUCCGAGAGAAGCAAGGGAAGUACCUGCCGCUGCACAUCAGGAAGAGCUCCACCUGGAGCUGGUUGCCGAUAAGCUGCAAGAACUCCGCGGAGGUGAAGCUGCUGGAGCAAUUCAAGAGGAUACCGAUUUCGACGACUAACAGAAAAUUGAUGAAGAAGUAUUUGGAGUUCUGUUGGUCUCUUCCCUUCUACGGUUCUGCGUACUUCGAAGGGCAAAUCGAACAACCAGUAACAGGCCUUACGUCUCUAAUGACCCAUCAAGACCAGCCGGUUUUAGUCGCAAUCAAUGCUGAUGGUCUCUACAUAAUGGACGACAUUAAAUAUGUGCUCCUGCUAGGUUUGAAAUUCGAGGAGUUUAGUUGGGAAUACGCCAGGCCCUCUAGAGAAGAAAACCCGAAUUGUUUGCCGUGUCUUUUCGUGCAAUUUAACAUCGUCGAAAACGGGACUACCGUUUCGAAAAUCCUGCAGAUAUUUUCGAGGCAGGCCAGCUUGAUGGAUACUUUGAUAACUGCGUUUAUGAAGCAGACGAGGAUGAAGAAAGAUGAUGAAACCGACAAACCGGCUGAUCAUGCUGGGGAUGUUGAAGGGCAUUCUUCUUAUAUUCUGGGAAGUUAUCCUUCGACUCUACCUUGCCUAAGUAAUAGGUUAAAUAGGUUGACUUUAGCGACGUUCGAUGAAGAUGGUCACUGUAUCGGGCAAAUGGGAUCAUGGUCGUUUAGUUUUUAGAAAAUUUUUUAAAACAAUUAAAACGAUUAAAGUAUUUUAUUUC